Saccostrea cuccullata (small rock oyster) is the source of this 402-nucleotide messenger RNA. Its product is annotated as complement C1q-like protein 4. NCBI's taxonomy places the organism in Eukaryota, Metazoa, Mollusca, Bivalvia, Ostreida, Ostreidae. The coding region runs from base 1 to 402 and encodes 133 amino acids. The transcript has a single exon. Gene Ontology annotation, molecular function: protein binding. The record is from RefSeq and is a predicted model, not a curated record.
AUGUCAGCUACGGAAAAAGUUCCCAGUGGACACCAUAUCCUUGUCUUCGACAACGUGGUCACCAAUAUUGGGAAUGGAUACAAUGGAGUUGACGGUAUCUUUACUGCCCCAAAAGAUGGAGUUUACGUUUUUAUUUGGGUUAUAAGAUUAUAUGAAGCUCAACAUUCUACGCAACUCAUGAUCAACAAUGUUGAGUUUGGAUCAACUCACCUACGCGCUAUGAAUAAUGAUGAUGGAUCUGUGAGCGGAAACGUUGUUGCGCAUGUCAACAAAGGGGAUGUUGUGUUCGUCCGUGUGUAUCCUUAUAAUGGAUACACUGGUAGCGGCGAUAUCAUCAGCAAUAUACAUGGAAAACCGUCAUUUUCCGGGUGGUUUCUCCAACAGACUCUGACUGAUUUUUAA